UUUGGAUUUUCUCAUUCAUCAUUUUCUAACCAAUCAUGAGAUUCCAAAUAUUGUUUUGGGUUGAUGAAUCUAGUAAAGUUGAUGUUCAUGGAUACAGGCAGCAGGCUUAGUUGUUCCCCUACUCACUACCUGUUUUCCCGCGGAUUUUGUUACGAUUCCGAUCCGGUAGUAAUGUGUUCUCGGUGUAUUAUUUCUUUAAAAGUACACUGAAGUGCAUUAAAUUAAUAUCUUUAUGUAACACUUUAAUUUUGGAACUUGUACGGGGUUAUAGUAAUGUGCCAUUGACAGAUUGCUCUUUAAUUUUGUUACUCGUGGAAAUGCUAUAAAAUAAGGGGCAUAUUCGAGAGUAUCGCGGACACCUGAGAUGAAAAUGAUGGACAUUAAUGAGCAAGAUGACUGCUACAUCGAUGGAGUUACUCCUACCAAAAAAAAGAAGAUGAAACAAGCUCAACUGCCAUUUCAAAUGCAAAGUCCCAAACAGUCACAAAACAGUGUGCAAAGUAAAAAAAGAAAAUUAACAUCGCCAUCUGUGAAUUGCCCAAAUCCAAAAGCAAUAAAAAUUUCAAAAAUGAAUAAGAAUCAUGAUAUUGCAAAUAAAUUAAAAGAUGAUGCUAAUAAUUCACUGGAGGAGAGCAACAAAUCAAAGGAGGUGGUAGAUGAUAUAGAAAUAGUGGAUGUGAAAGAGAAUAAAAUAUCCAAUAAAGUGGAAAGUACAAGCAAGAAUAGGACUCCAAAACGAUCCUCAACAGGACAAAAGAGAUCAGAGACAAUGGAUAAAGUCAAGUCAAGUCCAUUAUCACAGUUCCUAAAAAAAACUGACAAAGAUGAGGAGAAUCUGAAAGGAAAUCAACAGAAUUUUAUACAAAACCAAGAGGACGAAUCUAUUCUUAAGAGGAAAAAAGCUGAACAUUUGGUUACAAAUAGUUCUUCGAGUUGUCAGAACAAUGAACAAAAUACAGAACAAAGAACAAAAACCAGUAGCCCAAAACCUUACGAAAAUCUUAAAGUGAAACUCCCUUCUGAAUCUGAUGUCACUAUCUCUUUGGACAACAAAGGCAAAGAACAACAAAUAAAAUCAAUUAAUAAUGUAAAAAAGAGUAAAAAAAUUGGUAGUCCGAAAAUUCUCGAGGCUCUCAAACUUGAAAAGGUGAAACAUUCUGAUUCCGAUAUGUCUUCAGAUAAUGAAGACAAAGACGAACAAACAAAAUCAACCGAAAACACGAAAAAGAGUACAAAACCUAGUUUUCAAGAAAAUAAGAUUCUGAAACUGGAAUUGACGAAACUUCCCUCUCCUCGUACCGAUUCCGAUAUUGUCAUCCUGUCUUCUGACAAAGAAGACAAAGAGGAACAUACGAAAUCGAAGGAAAAUACAAAGCAAAAUAUAAAAGUACAUAGUCCAACUAUCCUCAAGACUCCCAAAGUUGACAAGGUGAAACAGAAGAGAGUAACACCGAAACAACAAGAAAAGAAAUUACUGAGCGCUCAGAAGAAGGCAGAAAGAGAGCAACAAAAGCUGGAAAAGGAAAAAAGACUGGAAGAGGAACGACAGAAUCGACAGAAAGAAAAGGAAGAGAGACGCCGCGAGAAGGAGGAGAAAGAGAAAGCGGAGAAAGAGCAAAAAUUGAUGGAACGGAAAAUGAAAGACCUGAAGAAACAAAUGGAAAUGGAACAGAAGCAGAAAGAGAAGCAAGCGAAGGAGGAGGAGCGUAAAAAGCGAGAGGACGAGAAGAAGAAGAAGGAGGAAGAAAAAAUGGAGGCUGAACGUAAGAAGCAGAAGGCAGCUUCGAAUUUCACCAGUUUCUUUGUUGCUAAAAAACAGGAGAAAUCCGUUGAAGAGGAAAGCGCUACCGAAGGCAAAAACUUUAUGCCUUUCGAAGUAAAAGCGGACAUGAAAUUGGCUCCAGUCUGUAGAAGAACGUUAAGCGAGCAGGAGAAGCUGUCACUGGAUGAACAAUGCAACAAAGAAAAUAUACAAAUGUCAGACUUGUAUCUGAAUGAGAUCAAAAAUAAAAAAGUUAUCCCGCGCAAAUCACCGAAAACAUGGCCGUUCGAAGCAAAGGAUGACGAAGUAAUUUUGUUAGACGAUGAAAAUGAUGGCAACUCGAACAUCGUGAAGCAAAACAUCGUCAUCGAGAAACAACGGACCAAAUUACUUCAGUUCUCAGAAAACAGGCGUCCGCCAUAUUGGGGCACGUGGCGAAAGCGAAGCUGCAGUAUUAACCCUCGAAAACCAUUCUCGAGGGAUACGAAAUGGUUCAACUACGAGGUAGAUUCGGACGAGGAGUGGGAGGAAGAGGAGCCAGGCGAGUCUCUGCAUGGUUCCGACGAAGAACGGGACGAAGAAAAUCCAGAUGAUAACGAGUAUGACGUGGACAAUGAAUUCAUGGUACCUCACGGGUACCUAUCCGAUGAGGAAUUAAGGGCUGACGAAGAAGAGAAGGUGGACAUGUCGCCUGAAACGCAAAAAUAUAAAUUAAAGGUAUUGGGGGAACAAUUUGAGACCGAGAGAAACACGAAGACGUCGAAAUUAAAACCAAAAAUAAUUGGCUGCGUGUGGAGGGGCCCUGAAAAUACGUUCUUAGGAAACGUACCGCAAAGAACCAUGGACUUUCUGUCAGCCCACGAGGCCUGGGCGCGUCAGGUACCGGUGACGUUGCCAACAUCCACCGAAAACGAAGCUGCGGAGAAUGGUUUGUCCACACAGCAACAAGCGGCGUCCUCGUCGAAGAAGACGAAAAUACCAGAAGAGGCUCUGCCCGAGCUGAUCCGACUGAUACACGGCAACACUCACGGUAGCAAGUUCCUCGCUAGGGAAUUCGUAUCUUAUUGGAGCACGCAGAACGAGGAGAACAAAAUGUCAAAGUACGGUGUGUACCGAAAAAUCCGAAAAAUCGGCAAGUGGAUGUUGUGCCCAGAAGAAGGCCCAAUGCAUAAGAAGUUUUGCUGGUACGUGCCUGAAGAUAUACAAAACGAGUACCUCGGUGAGAAGCUUUCACUGCCCAAUCGCUGGUCGUACACCUUGGCUCCUACGAGGAAAAGCGACGUCAUCGAGGUUGUUGAGAAGACGGAGAAGGAAGAGAAGAAGAACGUGCCACUUAUCACACAGUUCACGAAAAAGAUCACUCAGGAGGAGAUGAAGAAACAAUUAACCGUUAAACCUGAUCGCACUACUCCUACGAACAGGAUUAGUCAGGGUAAAACUCCAAAGAGGGCGACUCUGAUCUCUGUCGGGAGAGGGGAGCAGUUUUCCAAGUCGUCGAAGAAGAGCUUGUUGAAAAACUUUAUCAACAGCGAGAAAUCUGUGAACAAGGACUCGCAGAAGGGUGAAGAUGAUGCAUCGGAUGGUGACUGCAUCGUAAUUGAAGACGGUUCUGAAAACGUACAGGCUGAGGAUCAGGGGGUAUCCGAGAGAGACGAGUCUGAUGUUAAGAUGGAAAGCAAAGGUCGUUUAGGCACGGUUCCAACGGAGAACGGCAGUGACAAGAAGGAGCAAUCGUCAACGAUUAAAGGCAAUGACGGAACGUUGAAAAAUAAUACAGACCCAGAAGAUGUAGUUACUGCCAUGGAUGUCGAUGAUCCCAUAGAGGAAAAUUGAGUUUCAUGAGUUGAGGCAAGAAUAUAAAAAAAAUUGAAGAAAAUGUUGAAAAAAAUAAAUAAAAAAUAAAUAAAUAAUGUGAUAAAUAAGUAGCGAUAAGAGACGAUACAAAUAUGAUGCUUUUAGUGAAGUAAUAUAAUCGAUGAUAUUUAUACGUCUAUUUAAAUACAUCGAUGUGAAUUUGUACAAACUUCUGAACUAUGUAGUUUAUUUUUAUAAAACUCGUCUGUAUUCGUUAAUGUGAGGAUAGAUUAUACAACUAUUAUUAUUAAGAAAUGAAUAUACUCUAGCCUUAAAAGUUGUUAUAAAAGCUUGUAGUAUUAGUUACAGUUAAAAACGAUUUUAUUAUCGUAUCGUAUAGAAAAAAAUAAUAUUUUUAAUACGUGUCACGUGUACUCUGUUCCUGGAGUUUAUAUCGUUUAUAAAAUUAUACAAAUACACAUGAUAUUUAUUAGAGUUAAGAAGUUGCUUACGUUGCAUUUGACUUCAUUUUACAUUGCUUCGAGUAACUGAGGGACCGAAGUGAAUACCACAGCAAAAGUGAUUACAGUGUAAUUAAUAUAGUAAUACUUUUAUUCAAAAUUUAACUCGUAUCGUACAUUGAUUGCCUUACUGAACGACGAGUGAUAAGUCAGCUGAGAAAUUUGGAUUGUUGAAUGUAUAAAAUUGUUGAAGUGAAUUCACAAGAGCUUUAUGACAUAAUCACGUUCUGUUAACAAUUAUACUUUUAUAAGAAAUAUUAACGAAUAAAUCGAAAAAUAUUCACACCGAA
Hylaeus anthracinus is the source of this 4367-nucleotide messenger RNA. RefSeq names its product chromatin assembly factor 1 subunit A-B-like. The record is from RefSeq and is a predicted model, not a curated record. The coding region runs from base 365 to 3595 and encodes 1076 amino acids. The transcript has 11 exons. NCBI's taxonomy places the organism in Eukaryota, Metazoa, Arthropoda, Insecta, Hymenoptera, Colletidae. Gene Ontology annotation, cellular component: CAF-1 complex; nucleus. Gene Ontology annotation, biological process: nucleosome assembly.